Molecule: messenger RNA, 4806 nt
Organism: Peromyscus maniculatus bairdii (prairie deer mouse)
Lineage: Eukaryota; Metazoa; Chordata; Mammalia; Rodentia; Cricetidae
Gene: Frmd6
Product: FERM domain containing 6
Biological process (GO): positive regulation of hippo signaling
Cellular component (GO): cytoskeleton; cytoplasmic side of apical plasma membrane
Source: RefSeq, a predicted model, not a curated record
CCCUGUCGUCUCCCUUGAGAGGCCGGGAGCUCCUCAGUCAGGAUCCAUCCAUGGCCUUGAGCCUGUGGUGCUUGGUCGUCUGUGAAUGCCCAGGCUCUCACCAUGUCUGUUAGCUCGUGUCUGAGAAUGGAGUGCGAAGGUCUCCCCGUGGACUCCGUACGGCUAUGAAACCCACACAGCGGGCCGCCACCAUGCUUCUCCUGCCGGCCAUAGGAGAAUGAGGAGAAGUCGGCUCUGGAGUGCUGGGAGCGACUGCUGAGCACCCGGUGCCCCCAGCCUGCCCCCUGGAGAGCCCACAACACACGAUGAACAGACUGACCUUCCAUAACAACAGAGUCAUGCAGGACCGUCGCAGCGUGUGCAUCUUCCUCCCCAAUGAUGAGUCCCUGAACAUCAUCAUAAACGUUAAAAUUCUGUGUCACCAGUUGCUGGUCCAGGUGUGUGACCUGCUCAGGUUAAAGGAGUGUCACCUUUUUGGUCUCAGUGUUAUACAAAAUAAUGAACACGUAUAUAUGGAGUUGUCACAAAAGCUUUAUAAGUAUUGUCCAAAAGAAUGGAAAAAAGAGGCCAGCAAGGUACGACAAUACGAAGUCACUUGGGGCAUCGACCAGUUCGGGCCUCCCAUGAUCAUCCACUUCCGGGUGCAGUACUAUGUGGAGAAUGGAAGACUGAUCAGUGACCGAGUGGCCAGGUAUUAUUAUUACUGGCACCUGAGGAAGCAAGUCCUGCACUCGCAGUGUGUGCUCAGAGAGGAGGCCUACUUCCUGCUGGCGGCCUUUGCGCUGCAAGCCGAUCUCGGGAACUUCAAAAGGAAUAAGCACCGUGGAAAGUACUUUGAGCCGGAGGCGUACUUUCCUGCGUGGGUUGUUUCCAAGAGGGGGAAGGAAUACAUCCUGAAGCACAUCCCAAACAUGCACAAAGACCAGUUUGCCCUGACGGCCUCCGAGGCGCAUCUCAAGUUCAUCAAAGAGGCCGUCCGCCUGGAUGACGUGGCCAUCCAUUACUACAGACUGUACAAGGAUAAAAGGGAAGUUGAAGCUUCGCUGACCCUGGGACUGACCAUGCGGGGAAUACAGAUUUUCCAGAAUCUAGAAGAAGAGAAACAAUUGCUGUUCGAUUUCCCCUGGACAAAUGUUGGGAAGUUGGUGUUUGUGGGCAAGAAGUUUGAGAUUCUGCCAGAUGGCCUCCCCUCGGCCAGGAAGCUGGUCUACUACACGGGCUGCCCCACCCGCUCUCGGCAUCUCCUGCAGCUCUUGAGCAACAGCCACCGCCUGUACAUGAACCUGCAGCCUGUCCUGCGCCACCUCCGGAAGGUGGAGGAGAACGAAGAGAAAAAGCAGUACCGGGAAUCCUACAUCAGCGACAACCUGGACCUUGACAUGGACCAGCUGGAAAAGCGGUCACGCGCCAGUGGGAGCAGCGCGGGCAGCGUGAAGCAUAAGCGCUUAUCCCGCCACUCCACGGCCAGCCACAGCAGCUCGCACACCUCGGGCAUCGAGGCAGACACUAAGCCCCGGGACCCAGGCCCGGAAGACAGCUGUUCAGGCAGCGCCAUGCACCGCAAGCUGAAGACCUGCAGCUCCAUGACCAGCCACGGCAGCUCGCACACCUCAGGAGUGGAGAGCGGCGGCAAAGAGCGCCUGGAAGAAGACUCGCAGGAUGAUGAAAUAGAGAUGUUGGUCGAUGACCCCAGAGACCUGGAGCCAAUGACAGAAGAGUCGCUGGAAGUCAGCCCCGACGUAUGCAUCUACAUCACAGAGGACAUGCUCCUGUCAAGGAAGCUGAACGGGCACUCCGGGCUAAUUGUGAAAGAAAUCAGUUCUUCCACCUCCAGCUCUUCAGAAACGGUUGUCAAGCUGCGUGGCCAGAGCACCGACUCCCUUCCGCAGACUAUAUGUCGAAAACCAAAGACUUCCACCGACCGACAUAGCCUGAGCCUUGACGACAUCAGACUGUACCAGAAAGACUUCCUGCGCAUCGCAGGUCUGUGUCAGGACACUGCUCAGAGCUACACGUUCGGGUGUGGCCAUGAACUGGACGAGGACGGCCUCUACUGCAGCAGCUGCCUGGCUCAGCAGUGCGUCAACAUCCAGGAUGCUUUUCCAGUCAAAAGAACCAGCAAGUACUUUUCUCUGGACCUCACUCACGACGAGGUCCCAGAGUUUGUAGUGUAAGCCCCACCUGUGGGCAGCCCUGCGGGCGGCUGCUGUCUGCUGGGGGCCGUGGAGUCCGAGGUUCUUUACAUACGAUGUGUGCCAUAUUUUUUUCACCCCCAAAACUUAGCUCUUUCUUUAUAAUAUCCGUGAUGGAAACAAAAGCCUUGGGACAAUGCACUUUAAGUAUUAUGCAGAGGUAGAAGAUACCCAGACUGUAAAAGGGAGACAAGUGCCCGAUGUUUAUUGACCCUUUGGAAGGAAGGAUGCUUUAGAGCUUACCCAGCUUCCAGACUGUUAAGGUUGUGGUGUGUGUGUGUUCAUCUCUUGUUUUCUAGUUCAAAUCAUGUUUAUCACAUGAAAGAUGUCUGGCUUCUCUGUUUGCUUGUGAGGUGUUUUUUUUUUUUUUUUUUUUUUUAGCCACUCCCGCAUGGGGCGCUUACGGUUUGGGGGAGGACGGAGGGAAGCUCUCUCUUCUUUUAUGGAGAAGCAUUCUCAGUACAUAGCCAUUGCUGCCUCACAGAGGUUGGCCCAAAAUGAACACUGCUGAAGUGAUGGGAGUCUGUGGUUCUAGCCAAAGAUGAGUACGUAAUGGAAGCGCUACUCAGAGUCCAGGAGACGUGGGCCGGGAUUCCUCCACACCCGGACAGUGCCACAUCCGCUGUUCUGUUCUUCCAGGAAGCUCUGAGAUUCACUUGUGUUCAUGACAUGGUGCGUUUUGUGGAGUUGACAAAGCUGGUAUAUGUUGAAAACAAUGGAAAUGUCUUAGAAAAAGUUUGCUGGUGUUUUCUUUGUUGUUUUUUUAAUGCUGGCAAACAGAUGGUAAUGCUGGUUUCUGCUUUAAAAAGAUACCCUAACUGUAUGUAUAUGUUAUACAUAUAUAGAUACAUGGGACUAUGUGUGUUUAUAUGUGUUUAAAGCUUAAUGACUUCAUCUGGACUUCCAUGUAUGUCUUACAUACAUCAGAUUCCUUGUUUAAUGUUGAGGACACGUUGUUGAAAGAAUAGCCAGACAAUCAGUUGAUAAAUGUAGAGUUCAGAGCGACUUUCCUUGUGUGCCUUUGGCCAAGAUCCUCAACCCUGAUUGCAUACUAAGACAUAUCUGGGGAGCUUUUAAAACGAGCCUGGGUCCUACCCCAGGCCAAUUUAAAUCAGUCUCUUGGGGGUGGGGCCCAGGUGAAAUUAUCCUUUCUUAUAAAGCUUACCAGGUAGAAAUAAUGCACAGUAGGAUUAGAGCCCACUGAUCCAAGAGUGUCUUUUUAUUAAUUUUGAAAUAAAAGUAUACAGAGGAUAUUAGUGAUUGUGGAUGGGCCAUUUUUAAGACAAGUUACUUCCCUGCUGCUGUUACAAUGUGUAAUGAAACCAAGCCAGGAGAAUGAGUUUAUCAACUUGAUAUGCAGUGAAAAUGUUGCUCCCACUUCAGGAGAGAACCUCAUAGCACAAUGUCUUUCUAGGGGAUGUUUUUAAUGAUUUAGUUAGUAUUUUACAGCAUUUGUUUACCAUAUUUUGAUACUCCAUUUUUGCUAUCUGCCAGGUUUUAUUAAAAAAAAAACUAUGUAUUAUUUUCUAAAGAAACUCAUAUUUUUGUACAAAAUUAUGUUUUCAAGUAAUGAAGAAAUAGAUUUAGGGUACGGCAGAACAUGAGCAGUGUUCCCUGUGGAUGGGAGUCAGUGUUACAGAAUCAGGGGGGCCACAAUCCUGCCCCCCCCAGAUGCCCUCCUGUACAGGCACAGCUUCAACAGAAUCUCACCCACCAACUCUUCACCUGACCCUUUCAAGAGAAGAAAAAAAAAAGUCCUGUGAUCAUGACAUUGUUUUGCUUUUGUCUAAUGCUUUUAGAAGAACCAAAGUUUCUGAUACCAGAAUGUAUCUCAGUCUCCUUGCGGAAGGAUGAACGUUGAAGGGAUGACCUAGUGACUUCUUUUGCUUACGAAUCAUUACAUAAUCUCACCAUUUUUUUUAUAGACCCUUCGGGGCCAGACCCUUCGGGGCCAGACCCUGGUGAAGUUUGUACCCUCGAGAGCCCAGAUUGCCAUGCUGUGUGUUCCCACAGCCCUCAGCCUUGCUUGCAGAUACAAAGAUAAAAAGGUCGCUUCAUUGAACAGGUCAUGCUCUGCACCUUUUCCCCUCUCUGCUCCAGAAUCCAGUCUCCAGGGUUUUGCCUGUGGAGUUGCUUUUCAUUCACUCUCCUUUGGUUGGAUUUGGGAAUAGCCUUACGGAUUUUUUUCAAAGAUGAAAAACCUGCUAGGGAACAUUUUUCACUUUCUGAUGAUCCGUGGUAGAAUCGUACACAGAUAUGUUUGUGAAAAUCCACUUUGAAUAAUUGACAUUUUUGUAUUGGGGAAAUUGUUUUUAAGAAUAAAGGAAAAGAAAAGUGUACAGCUGUUACUCUGCUGCAUUUGUUAACAUGUCCGUUGCUGGUAAUAUACCAAUUUGGUGUCUGUCACCUUCCCACAUCAUCUGCGUUUGUGUUCGCAACAGUGAGCUUUAUAUCUAAGUAAGCUGUAAAUAAUCCUUUCUGUGAAAGGAUCGUCAUGAUGGGUUGAUAUUGAAAGUAUGUUUAAAAAAAAAAAACUUGCAUUAUUUUGUAAUUAUUUCUUAUAGGUGUUUCAUGGUAAGAUCAGCAGUCAAUAAAGUUAACUUUUGGCCUUUCA